Molecule: messenger RNA, 348 nt
Organism: Ophidiomyces ophidiicola
Lineage: Eukaryota; Fungi; Ascomycota; Eurotiomycetes; Onygenales; Onygenaceae
Exons: 2
Coding region: 1-348 (115 amino acids)
Source: RefSeq, a predicted model, not a curated record
AUGAUGCACAGCACAGAUGUCUCUGAUAUUGAGCAAUUGGGUCAGACUGCUCAGAUCAGUGAUCAGUCUGGAACAUUUAUGUUGUUAGUCAAGAAGAAUUAUAAAGAGUCUCAGAUUUCAGAUGACAGCAAGAUUAAAUCAGUAUAUGAACAGCUUCUUGAAACAGAUUCUGAUUCUAAUUCACAGAUCUCUAGUCUCUCAACCAUGACUGUUAAUGUGGCUGCCAGUGUUGUUGAGUCAGUGAUGAUCAGUAUGGACAGUCUCUUUGUAGAAGAUGAUCUGAUCAGAGACACUCAAUUAUCAUCUGAGCUGAAAAUGAAGUCUGUCAGUGGCACUAAAAGUAGCUGA